AUGGCCCUGAAUUUUGGUACUGUUUCUCUUCACCCAAAAGCUCAUUCACUGAAAAUUCGAAAUAGAAAUCAUCCCUUUAAGCUCUAUGAAACUUUUACUCCAUCUCCAUCUUCUUCGAAAGCAGCUGCUUUGUCUGAAGGAACUGAGAGUAGAGUCACUGAUGAAGAAUCCUCUGCUUCCGGAUCUUCAUCUUCUGCUCGAGUGCAACUGGAUCUUUUGGAGCAACUCACUUCUGGCAGCUCCUCUGUUAAUGGUUAUCAGAGUGAUGGUAUCUCUGAUAGACUGACUAUACGUGAUCAACUUGCCAAAUUGGUUGGAGAUCGUGAUGACGAUUUCAGCAUUCCACUGGGUAAAAAUCUGAAGAAGUUUAGUGAUAAAUUCUUAACUAUUUCACAGAGGAGAAAUAUCAAAAGACAAGCUUACAUGAAUGAAGUGUCUCAAAGGAAUGAUUCAGUUUUCUUUGCCACUAUCGGAGCAUUUGUCCUUUUUCCACCUCUCGUCAUUUUAGGAAUUGCUAUUGCAACUGGUUAUGUGCAGCUAUUUCCUUGA
Messenger RNA from Fraxinus pennsylvanica, 549 nucleotides. Lineage: Eukaryota; Viridiplantae; Streptophyta; Magnoliopsida; Lamiales; Oleaceae. The record is from the annotation of a GenBank genome assembly.